AUGGAGAAUGACGGCCGCCUUGCUCCCCGCCAAAUAUGGGCCCGACCGACAAGCACGACCACCAGAACAUAUGUACCAGGCUGUACUCCGUUCUUACUUCCUAGUGAUGGCUAUGUGUAUAUCAAUCGUACCUACUCAAUAUCCCUCGACGAAAAUGCCGUCUUUGACCCCAUGUGCACGAGUACGCCGACGACGACAGAACAUGCCGGUGCUGCGCUCGAUAUUCGCGACCCCUUUUACGCGUCGGUGACUCCGCAAUUAUAUGCCAUGGGCUGUGCCACCGUCGUCAGCUAUCUACUCGUCAUUAUCCUACUCAUCACGCCGCGAACAUUUUAUGUCGGUGGGCCCGGCGGCGGUGCCAACUUUUUGGGUCGACAUGGGAUGGUCAGCGGGUCGUACAGCAACAAUUCCUCCGUUGUCGGAGUCGGCGGUCGUCCGUGGCUGCAAAAGGUUGCGGCGCUUCUGGUCGCGAUAUCGCUUACGAUCGCGACUGCUGAUUCCUUCCGCGUGGCUGAGAGGCAGUAUGAUCACGGCUACUCCGACGCCGAGGCGCUGACAUCGGAGGUUAUUGAUGGCACCGAGAUCAAAGUUGUCCGGAUCAUCUCUAGUACCUUCUUAUGGCUAGCUCAGGUGCAGACCCUGAUUCGCUUAUUUCCGCGGCAUAAAGAGAAAAUAAUGAUCAAAUGGGCAGGCUUCGCCCUGAUCGUGCUCGAUACUAUUUUUGCGAUUCUAGACAAAUUCCUGGUCAAGACGAACACCACGCGACCACGACUUUACGAAGAUGCCAUUCCUGCUCUCAGUUACUUAUUUGAACUCGCCCUCAACCUCCUCUACGCUGCAUGGGUCAUCUUUUACUCCUUGUCGAAACAUCGAUUCGCCUUCUUUCACCCUAAGAUGAGGAAUAUCUGCCUCGUCGCACUCUUAUCGCUAUGUGCAGUUCUUAUACCCGUUGUCUUCUUUGUUUUGGAUAUUGCGAAACCGGAAAUAGCCGGCUGGGGUACAUAUAUUAGGUGGGUAGGCUCGGCGGCCGCCAGUGUUGUUGUUUGGGAGUGGGUGGAACGCAUUGAGGCGCUGGAACGGGACGAACGAAAAGACGGAAUUCUUGGAAGAGAAGUUUUCGACGGCGAUGAAAUGCUAGAGGUCACGCCUUCCGAAGAGGUUGAUUGGCCUCGCCACCACUUCCCCGGGGGUGAUCGCGGCGGAGGGACUGGCAUGUCUUCAGCUUGGGGAGGAAUGAUGGGUCUCGCGCACAGGCCUUUGCGCCCGCGAGGCGGUCGCGGCGCACCAGCUCAACGUGAAGGCCAAAGCGCUGCGGCUGCUACAAACUCGCGUCGGCGGAUAUCCGCGAGACCGACACCACCGCCAGUAGCCGUCACUCCCGUCAGUCGAGCAGAUACGACCAGCGCGGCCAGUACCGUCUACAAUGUGCAUUACUACCCUGUUUCAAGUCCUACCCCGCCGGUUGCCAUGCCAUUCAUGGAAGAAGAGGAUGAAGCCUCGAAUGUCGAUGAAGAGAAGGACUAUGUGGUCGACAGUCAACAGCCCGGGCUGCCAAUGCACAAUACUCCCAACGACCCGGGCAGGGAGCAUUCGCCUCAGAUCGUGAAUGUGGACCCGCGAUGGCGCAAUAUCCUGAACCCAUUUAAACGAAGACACGCCGCUUUACCCAGAGAAGUCGCCUCGGCGCAGGCAGAGGAAGAAGGGUACCUUGCACCUGAGCAACACGGGCCGCCAGGAGAACAUGGCGAGGAGUCACCGCACGCCUCUCGGCGGACAGACUUCUUUUCUUUCCAUCAUCUAAAUCCUGGAUCUCGGAGACAGAGUGGUACCGACCCAUUGCCAGUCACUGUCAUCCCAGCUCGGCGUCGCGGCCAACAUACAUGGUCUCCGCAGUGGUUUACAGACUCUAGUCUCCUCCAUCGGUCUUCUAGUCGGAGGGUUGCAUCGCGACCGCAUGACCCACGGAUGCGAGUGAUAUCGCCACAAGUUCAAAGCGCAGCCCCUUGGACUGCUGCUGAUGUAGAGGGUUCUUUUAGUUCUAUGGACUAUGAGUUACGCUAUGACCCAGAAGCAGCAGCCCUUGUCCCUGAGAGCAAUUCCUCCAGCCGGCAGACUACACAGCCCGAGAACCCGAUGUGUCCGUCUUCAUCCAACCAUGGGGACGAUGGCCCGGGACUGCAGCCAUUACCGGAGGUGCGCCCGGAGAGCCAAGACGGGCGGCAACACAAUGAGCCAGAGACCGGCUCCGGUAGCGAAGAACGGCGGUCUCAACGAUAG
Messenger RNA from Aspergillus calidoustus, 2277 nucleotides. The record is from the annotation of a GenBank genome assembly. Lineage: Eukaryota; Fungi; Ascomycota; Eurotiomycetes; Eurotiales; Aspergillaceae.